Messenger RNA from Esox lucius (northern pike), 4106 nucleotides. RefSeq names its product SRY-box transcription factor 4a (gene sox4a). The record is from RefSeq and is a predicted model, not a curated record. The transcript has a single exon. NCBI's taxonomy places the organism in Eukaryota, Metazoa, Chordata, Actinopteri, Esociformes, Esocidae. Gene Ontology annotation, molecular function: RNA polymerase II cis-regulatory region sequence-specific DNA binding; DNA-binding transcription activator activity, RNA polymerase II-specific. Gene Ontology annotation, biological process: anatomical structure morphogenesis; cell differentiation; positive regulation of transcription by RNA polymerase II. Bases 520 to 1677 code for a protein of 385 amino acids.
UAUACAGCAGACCGCUAAGGAAAGAGGGGACUAUGAAAAAGUGCGACUCCUCCAUUCUUCCACAUGGUUAUCUCACUGCUCAGGCGAGCUGCCCAGACAGCGAUGCUGUACCUCUCUUAAGAAAGUUGCGGUGUUGUUUUCAGGAGCGAAGUGUUCUGGGUAUUACAGGACGAGUCUUCAGUCGCACUGGCAGUUGAACGUCGAGAGCCUGACGUUGAAGAUUUGAACUUGUUAUUCCGAGAUCUGUAUUUUUGGGGAGAUCUGUGUGCGCUGGAGACUAAGCACACGGCGUCUCUUUUGGACUUAACAGAGCACUGAACAGAAAAGGAGAAGAUACUUGCUAGAACUUUUACACAUUCCGUCCGUCCGCGUGGUUUCAUGAAAUAGGUGACUGAAAUAAAACAGAUUUAGCCUAAAUUACAUAUCCCACUUUUACGCACUUCACCAUAUCGACAGAAAACCGAACACCACUUUUUAUUCAGUUGUCCGUCCAUCCCAGAGACUGAAACAAAAAUAGAAAUGAUGGUACAACACAUGAGUCCCACAGAGAGCACGGAUCCUUUCUCCCCCGGCGGGGAGUCGACCGAUACCGGGGAGAUGGACUUGGACAUGGAAGCUUCCCCUACACCCGGAUCUCCGCUAUCCUCCACUGGAGGGGACCGAGGUGACGUCGCCUGGUGUAAAACCCCUACGGGGCACAUCAAGAGACCAAUGAACGCGUUCAUGGUGUGGUCUCAGAUUGAGCGGAGGAAGAUUAUGGAGCAGAGCCCGGACAUGCACAACGCCGAGAUCUCCAAGCGCUUGGGAAAACGCUGGAAACUGCUCAGAGAUGUGGACAAGAUCCCGUUCAUCCGGGAAGCAGAACGGCUGAGACUCAAGCACAUGGCCGACUAUCCUGACUACAAGUACCGGCCCCGGAAGAAAGUCAAGACGCCCGGGGCUAAGACCGAGCGGGGAGAGAGAGGAGAGAAAGGCGCGGAUAGAAGUGGGGGCUCGAAGUCCUCCCUAAAAAGAAGCUCUGGGUCCAGGGGGAACAACAGAGCGCACAAGCCUGGACAUGGGAACGCCAAGCUCUCUUCCCAAGGGCAGGAAUGUGCGUCUCCCGCGGAUCACCACACGCUUUACAAAUCCCGGUCAGCGACUGGCGCCCGACAGAUUCCCGACAAACCACCGAGGCGCGGCCACAUGUUUGGCGGGGAAGGGAGCUUGGACAGCGGACCGCCCUCUGUGGGAGUCCCAGGCAGUCCCCUGAGCAGCUCAGCAGAGUCCAGUGACCCGAUGAGCCUGUACGAGGACCAAGUGACAGGGACAAGCGAAGCACGCCCCCUCAACACUUCUACAUCCUCAUCAUCCGCAGCCCGCCUCAGGUACACGCGUGCGUCCUCUCCGACCCCGUCUGCGUCUCACUCCUCUUCCUCUUCUCUUUCCUCUUCAUCAGAUGAAGAGUUAGAGGACGAGCGGUUCGAUCUAGAACCGAGCCCUGGGUUUGAGAGCAUGUCUCUGGGCAGCAUAGGGCAUGGUGAGUCGGAGCUGGACAGGGAUCUGGACUGGAGCUUUGGGGAGUGCGGUGCGGGUUCUCACUUUGACUUCCCCGAUUACUGUACCCCAGAGGUCAGCGAGAUGAUCUCCGGUGACUGGCUGGAGUCCACUAUCUCCAACCUGGUAUUCACUUACUGAAAGGUGGAGAGGAGAAAAAAAGAAAAUAAAGGAGAGAGAAAACAGAGGGCAAGGCAAAGACAAUCCCUGCCCCGCGCCAAACUGAAGCCCUGUGAGUGUGAAGGAAGAAGAAUCUUUAAACAUUCUUUUGAAAUUGCUGGGGGAGUUGUAUGUGCGCUAAAAUGUAUCCUGCAUUUGGGAAAGAAUACCCAAAUAUUAACAUGUGUUUGGGUUGUUCGGGAAGGGUGUGUUAGUAUAAAAACAUAAUUUGUUCCAUGUGCGCAUUGACACAGAUCAAAGACAUGAACUGGGACCGACAGAAGCAUCCGCUGCCUGUAGUGCAGAGCAGAGGGAAAGUGCUUAGCUUGCAGUUGGAGAAAGAGGAGAGGAGGGCUUUCUUACUCAAUCUGAGCCCGCCUCUGUUACCAGUGACACACACACGAACUUACUGAACUGCAUUCAAUCGUGCCCGCAGAAGGAGUUGUGCGGGUCGAUGGCGAUGAUGACUGUAUGCGUAAACGUUUUUUUUAGUUCAACGUAGCCAUGGGGUGGGGUGGGGGGGGUAAAGUUUUUUCUUACGUCACCGCUCCUGAUGUUUACCUACCUUUCCAGGGGAGGUUUGUAUGGAGUUUAAAAUUCAGGUUUGUUUUUCUUAAGCUUAGAAUAACUAUUAACAACACGCAUGCGCUCCCAUGUGGAGGAAUGUUCUGUUUUGUUAAAUUGAGUGAUGAAUCUGAAAUAAUAAUCUUUAUUAUAAUGUAGCCUAAUUUCCGCGUUGAGUGUGUGUGUGCGUGCGUUUGACCACAGAACACAGAUUACAAUCACCAGCUUUUCUCUCAACGGCAGGACAAAAAAAAAAAAACUCAAACUCAGAAUUUUUUUCUGCAACCUUUUACACUCUCAGUGCACAUUUCAGGACCAAUUCCUUUACGUGCUCAACGCCUAGUGCUUCUGACUUUGUAGUUAUUCAAUAUCAGAUGACUUUUUAUAUCGAUGUAUUUAUACCAGCCAAACACGUUUUUUAUACUUUGAAGUAUUGUUGUCGUAUAAGGUCUUGUGUGUGUGUGUGUGUGGGUGCGUGUGUGUGUGUGGGUGUGCGCGCGCGUGUGUGAACCAUGCACCUAUCUGUAUCCAUGUACAGAAGGGCUAGAAGUGUAUCUUAUUUAAAUGUUGACAUCUCUCACUUUUUAAAGAGAAGAACUCAGUGUGUCAUUUUCUAUAUGUGUAUUUUUGUACAAAAUCUAUGGAGGGCGUGUCAGUUGGUCGUUUCUUGGAGCUGGAGGGUCUGUUGUCACACAAUCUGUUCCCUAUAUUGUUUACACUUGACAGUAUAUCAAGCAGCAUGCUUCUUAAAGGCACAGUGUCUCUAUUUCACCAGUCGAGCAUACAAACACCUCGUGCUACUAGACCACUUGAAGCCCUUGUCAGACUCAUUCCACAAAGGCGAGUGUCUGCUAAUGUUAGUUAUUUCCUUAUAGUCUGUGUUUAAGAACUAAACCACCAAGUGAGGGAAGUUCCUCACUUUGACCCUUAAGUACAAAGGAGUAGUGAAAAUCUGCAGACACUCAGUCCUCAAUGGAAUAUGAGCAGGGCUUUGGUGAUGGGGGUGUUAGCAGCAUUUCAACAUCAAACAAAACUAGCCUGGGUAACAGUACAUUUGUGUUAACAGUCCAUCCCUACUCCUCGUUGUGUGCCAAAAAGGUUUAGCAUGAUAUGGUGUGGCAAGUGGUGGAAACAGCCAGCCCAAACAACCUUGUCUACGUAGAAAUUGGUGAAGACGGAAGGAGAGUGAAAUGCAUUUGGAUUUAUUUAAUGUCUGUGUGCUUUUUACAGUGAUAAGUUUGAUUUGAAACCCACUGGACAGAAUCUGACACUCAUUCUGAAUGCCUGUUAGAGGGAUGUGUACAGUAGAAAGGAAGUGCUUCAAUUGUUUAUAAUUGCCCAGUUGCAUUCAAGUAUUUAAUCUUUUUCUACCUGUUGGCUAAGAUUAGCUAGCUAAUUGUUUUCCUAUAUUAUGGCAUGGCAAAUUAGCAUUUGUAUUUCAGAUUCAGGUAUGUGUAUAGCUGUUGUGUUUAAGAUUUCUUUAAAAAAUAAUAUCAAUUGAAGAUAUUUAUGUUUAUUGACUGUAUUAUAAACCAGAUAAGAUUGUGUUGUAUAAUUAUCAACAACAGGCACUAAAAUUGCCAUCUUUUAACAUUCUGUUGUUAAAGUUUAAUGUGGUCCAGGAUUUUCUAUCUUUAUAAAUUUUUUUCAUUUGUUUUAAUUUGUGCAAUAUGCUGUGUGUAUGAUAAUUUUCCGUCCAAUCAUACCGUAUCUCAUUAGAAUAUAAAACUCAAUGCCAGCCAAUCGGGUCAAUUACUGCCUCAGACCUCUGUACAGAACAUUUUUAUUUGUUUUUGUUCUCUUUUUUUCGAGAAGGAAAUAAAAUCAGCUGGAACUGAAUCUUCCUA